Messenger RNA from Hyaena hyaena (striped hyena), 1512 nucleotides. RefSeq names its product sphingomyelin phosphodiesterase acid like 3B (gene SMPDL3B). Lineage: Eukaryota; Metazoa; Chordata; Mammalia; Carnivora; Hyaenidae. Gene Ontology annotation, biological process: sphingomyelin catabolic process. The transcript has 8 exons. Gene Ontology annotation, molecular function: sphingomyelin phosphodiesterase activity. The record is from RefSeq and is a predicted model, not a curated record. Bases 124 to 1512 code for a protein of 462 amino acids.
GCAGGACGGGAACUUCUGCUCAGGCCCAUGGCCAAGAACAUCUAGCUGGAAAGCCUGCAAUAUCAGCCACAGAUCCUGGAGAGUCCCGCGGCUCCCGCGGCUCCUGUGGCAUUAGCUCUAAACAUGAGGCGAGUCCCAAAGAUGAGACUGUUCAAGUUGCUGAUUUUCUUGGCCCACUGGCGAGUCACCAGGGCCGAGCCCGGGAAGUUCUGGCACAUCUCGGACCUGCACCUUGACCCUGACUACAAGGUAUCUGAAGACCCCCUCCAGGUGUGCCCAUCAGCUGGCUCCCAGCCGGUGCCCAAUGCAGGCCCCUGGGGUGACUACCUCUGCGACUCGCCCUGGGUCCUCAUCAACUCCUCCAUCUACGCCAUGAAGGAGAUCGAGCCCAAGCCAGACUUCAUCCUCUGGACCGGUGAUGACACACCUCACGUACCCAACGAGAAGCUGGGAGAGGCGGCCGUGGUGGGAAUUGUGGACCGCCUGACCAGGCUCAUCAGAGAGGUCUUUCCAGACACUAAAGUCUACGCUGCUUUGGGGAAUCAUGACUUUCACCCCAAAAACCAGCUCCCCGCAGGAAGCAACAGCAUCUAUGAUCAGGUAGCAGAGCUGUGGACACCAUGGCUCAGUAACGAAUCCAUCGCUCUCUUCAAAGAAGGUGCCUUCUAUUCUGAGAAGCUGCCUGGACUGAGUGGGGCUGGGCGAGUCGUGGUCCUCAACACCAACCUGUACUAUAGCAACAACGAGCAAACAGCUGGCAUGGUCGACCCCGCCCGGCAGUUCCAGUGGCUGGAAGAUGUGCUGACCAAUGCAUCCCGAGCUAAGGAAAUGGUGUACAUUAUUGGCCACGUGCCCCCAGGGUUCUUUGAGAAGACGCGGAACAAAGCUUGGUUCCGGGAGGGCUUCAAUGAGGAGUACCUGAAGGUGGUCCGGAAGCACCACCGCGUCAUCGCGGGGCAGUUCUUCGGGCACCACCACACCGACAGCUUCCGGAUGUUUUAUGAUGACUCAGGUGCCCCCAUCAGUGUCAUGUUCCUUACACCGGGGGUCACCCCAUGGAAAACCACCUUACCUGGAGUGGUCAACGGGGCCAACAAUCCAGGCAUCCGGGUGUUUGAAUAUGACCGAGCCACACUGAGCCUGCAGGACAUGGUGACCUACUUCGUGAACCUGAGCCGGGCGAACGAAAAGGGGACCCCGCUCUGGGAGCUUGAGUACCGGCUGACCGAGGCCUACCGGGUGCCCGACGCAGGCGCCCGCUCCAUGCACGCGGCGUUGGGCCGCAUCGCCAGCGACCCCGGCAUGCUGCAGCGCUACUACGUCUACAACUCGGUCAGCUACGACCGCGAGCCCUGCGACCCGGCCUGCCGCGCCGAGCACGUGUGCGCGCUGCGCGAGGUGGCCUUCGACGCGUACGCCGCCUGCCUGCGCGCCCCCGGCGUCGCGCCCGCGCCCCGGCUCGCGCUGCUGCUCGCGGCGCUGCUGGGCCUGCGCGCGCUGCUUGCGCCGUGA